AUGGCCAUCACAGACAAAAUCCACCCCGUGUACGGCCUCUGGUUCCUCUGGAUCGACCCCUUCCUGACCGUCAUGGGCAUGUGGGGUAACCUGUUCGACCACAACCUUGCCACGCAGGCCUUUUUCGCCAAUUACCCACCCACAGAGCAGCUGAAAUGCUUCCUGUACCAGAUCGGCGGCAUGGGCACGUCGUAUCUGAUCAUCCAACUCACGCUGCUACGCUACACGCACGAUGUCAACAUCUGGAAGAUGGUGCAGCUUGCUAUUCUGCCUGCGGACUUCACCAUGCUCACGGCUAUAUACGUUGGAAUGCGCAUCUCGGGGAACCUUGCGCUGGCGGAUUGGCGGUGGGAAGACUGGUUUAGUAUUGUCAUCACAGGCAUUUGUACCGUCUUGCGCAUCGCGUUUGUGCUGGGCAUUGGGAUAAAUGAUGCUAGGGGAAGAGUCAAACGGGCUUAG
This is a messenger RNA of Fusarium sp. VM40, 459 nucleotides long. NCBI's taxonomy places the organism in Eukaryota, Fungi, Ascomycota, Sordariomycetes, Hypocreales, Nectriaceae. The record is from the annotation of a GenBank genome assembly.